Molecule: messenger RNA, 2055 nt
Organism: Clonostachys solani
Lineage: Eukaryota; Fungi; Ascomycota; Sordariomycetes; Hypocreales; Bionectriaceae
Source: the annotation of a GenBank genome assembly
AUGGCCGAGCCACAAGAACCUGCCGGCACUGUGGACGCCCUGGCAAUGGUGGUGGGCCAGGACAGUUCCAUCAUCACCACCCAGCCCGAAGCACCCGUCGCCACAAAGCUCAAGGGCCGGCACCGCCUCUUGCAGGGGAUUCAGCGCAUUUCUUCCUCGCCCUCUUUGACAGGUCUCCGACGGUCCAGAUCCGUGAGCGCUCCGUACAGUUUGAGCACUAGAAGCAGCUUGUCCUGUGUUAGUUUGGCUGUGGCGGGACCAGUGCGGACACCCCACAGUCCAGGGUCGUCUACUCCACAGGCAUCGCCUCUGGGCCAGCCAAGCUCCUCGUCCUCUACUACGGAAUUUCCAUUAUAUGAAAGCAUCGAGGCUCAUUUGGCAGUCCGAAAUGCCCAAGGAUGUGUACCUGGAUCGGCUCCUGCCACGGCGCCAGUCCCUGCCGAUAUUAAGCUGGGCCGCUCUGACACACAGAGCAAGUCAAGGCCCAGAGCUGCUUCGGCGGCUGCACGGAAGAAGCUUGAAUUCCGAUUUUGGGACACAAUGCCCCAUGAAAUACAAGUAUAUAUCUUCUCCUUUCUCCUCCCUAAGGAGCUGGUCCGGGCCUCUCGGCUCUGGACUUCUCUCGACGCAUCGGAAUUCUACAAGGAUAUACCUGCCGACUCCCUGGCUCGGAUCAUUUCAUCGGCAGGCCCAUUCAUCAAAGUUCUCAAUCUUAGGGGAUGUGUGCAGGUAGAGCACUACAAGCGAGCCGAGGUCCUUGUCAAGGCAUGCAAAAAUUUGAUGAAUGCCACCCUGGAGGGUUGCCGCAACUUCCAGAAGGGCACACUCCAUAGCUUGUUGGAGACGAACCAACAAUUGGUCUAUCUGAACCUGACUGGCUUGACAGCGGUAUCAAACAAAUCAUGCAAGAUUAUUGCCGAAUCUUGUCCUCAGUUGGAUACUUUGAAUAUCUCUUGGUGUGGCAAAGUCGACCAUCGCGGGAUCUACUCAGUCAUUACUGGCUGCCCGAAGCUGAAGGACCUCCGUGCUGGUGAGAUACGUGGUUUCAAUAACCUAGGGCUUGCUCUGAAGAUAUUUCAGACCAAUAACCUCGAGCGACUAGUUCUGAGUGGAUGCGCCGAGCUUACUGAUGAAGCUUUAGAGGUUAUGCUACAUGGGAAAGACCCCGAGAUGGAUAUCUUGACCGAUUUGCCCAUUGUCCCUCCCAGGAAAUUGAGGCAUCUUGACUUGAGUCGCUGCUCCAGGUUGACUGAUCGGGGUGUCAUGGCUAUUGCUCACCUGACGCCUGACCUUGAGGGUCUGCAACUUUCACGCUGCAAGCUACUCACUGAUGCUGCACUGGAGCCCAUCCUUGCAUCAACUCCUCGACUUACUCAUCUGGAACUGGAAGAUCUCGAGGAGUUGACAAACGACUUUUUGAUUGAGCAUUUAGCAAAGGCGCCUUGCGCAGGGAGGUUGGAACACCUGUCGCUCAGCUACUGCGAGAACUUGGGAGAUGCAGGCAUGCUCCCAGUGAUGCAGAAAUGUACUCGUCUACAGAAUGUCGAGCUGGACAAUACUCGCAUCAGCGACCUGGUGCUUGCUGAGGCGGCAUCCAUGGUCAACAAGCGAUCUAGGCGGGUCAUGGAAGCUGGCGGAAGGCCUCAAGUCACGCUACGCAUGGUUGUCUAUGAUUGCCAGAACGUGACGUGGAUGGGCAUCCGUGAAGUCUUGUUUCGCAAUGCCAACGUCAAGCCGGCCGUAGGCCACCCUGGCAGAGUCUCCUAUCCUACCGAAUCAAUUUCUCUGAAAUGCUUCUACGGCUUUCAGAUGACGGUUGAUGAGCACCAGAAACGUGUCUUGCGCGGGGACUUUGAUUCCGCCGCAACUCUGGAGAGACGGUGGGCAGAUUACAUGCAAGCUUCUGAAGAAGCAGGUAUGGGAGGAUCGGGGCAUCGACGCCGUCGCCGACGUGCCCGUGAAGCUCAGGCACUUCACAUGAAUGAAGAAGACGGCAAUCUUGGACAGGGCGGCCGCCGACGAGCGAGGACAAUGGGGAGCUGCCUUGUUAUGUGA